Scleropages formosus (Asian bonytongue) is the source of this 4149-nucleotide messenger RNA. RefSeq lists its product as uncharacterized. The record is from RefSeq and is a predicted model, not a curated record. Gene Ontology annotation, molecular function: zinc ion binding; protein binding. The transcript is spliced from 22 exons. Bases 50 to 3994 code for a protein of 1314 amino acids. NCBI's taxonomy places the organism in Eukaryota, Metazoa, Chordata, Actinopteri, Osteoglossiformes, Osteoglossidae.
GAAAUGUUCUGGACUCUCGGCUGAAACAGAGGAGAAUUUUAUUUGGAAAAUGGCUCAUAGCCUUUCAUCUCUCCCAGAUGAGCUCUGUUGCUCUAUUUGCAUUGAGAUCUUCAAGGAGCCUGUUAUCCUGAAGUGCAACCACAGCUUUUGUGGAUCCUGUCUGCAGGACUGCUGGAAAAACAAGAGUUCUCGGGAGUGUCCAGAAUGCAAGCAGAAGUGUUCCAAGGACGAACCUAUAUUAAACCAGAGGUUGAAAGAGGUUGCAGACCUCUUCUUACAGAAAAAUGAUCAAUCUGAAAUUCAAAAUGAAUCUUUCUGCAGUCUCCAUGUAGAGAAGUUUCUUUCGUUCUGUGAGGAGGACCAGGAUGUCAUCUGUUUGGUGUGUGUGAAUUCAAUAAAACACAGAGACCACCAUCACAGUCCAGUGGAAAAGGCUUUACAGAACAAGAAGGAGGAACUGAAGGCUGUACUGAAUCCAAUAAAAGAACAUGUGAAAAAGCUGACUGAAGCUAGAAAGGAAUAUGACGAAACAAUCUCACAUAUCAAGAUUCAAGCUCGGGACACAGAGAAGCAGAUCAAGGAGGAGUAUGAGAGAAUCUACCAGUUCUUACGAGAUGAAGAGAGGUCCAGGCUGAUUGCAUUGAGGAAGGAAGAGGAGGAGAACACUCGAAGGGUGAUGGAAAUGAUGGACAACAUCUCCAAACACAUUUCCACCCUGUCAGGCAAAAUAGAAUCGACUGAGAGGAGACUGAUGCGGGAUGACAUAACUUUUUUAAAGACGUACAAGGAUACAAAGGAAAGACUUGAUUUCAAGUUGCAAGAUCCAGAGCUGCUGUCAGGGGUUCCGAUAGAUGCGAACAAACAUCUGGAACCUCAGAAAUUAAGAGGGAACAAGAUUAUGGAACACAUACUCUCUCUGCCGGACCUAACCACAGCAUUAAACACUGGAGACGAACCGCAGCCUUCUGACAACACAGAGACGCCUGGUCAUUUGGGAUUUGUUUUGGCCUCCGAGGGGUUUACCUCUGGAAAACACAGCUGGGAGGUGGAGGUGGGGGACAGUCCUUCCUGGGCUGUAGGGGUGUUGGAAGAGCCCAUAAACAAGAAGAGGAAGAUCACUUUCAGACCAGACAGCGGUUUCUGGGCAUUAAUGUUGAAGAAUGGAGAGUAUAAAGCUGGAUACACCAGACUUGAGGUCAAGAAGAAACCUGAGAAGAUCAGAGUAGAGCUGGAUUAUGACAACAGACAGGUGUCCUUCUUCAACUCCACUGACAAGUCAUGCAUCAUCAGUUUAGAAAACAAAUGCAGUGAGAAACUCUUUCCAUUUGUCUGUCCUUGGAUAACUGGUACUGAACAAAACCACGAAGGCCUGCAGAUCUCCAUAUUAAAGGUAAAAUUUCUGACUGAAAAAAUCUCGAGCUUUUUCAGCAUACCUGGGCCAAAGUUGCCCAGCAUCAACACCACCUCAAAACCAGCUCCAGGGCAAAAUAUUUUCAACUUCUCCAGCAUCAACACUGUCCCAAAACCAACUCCUCCAAUUAAAGUCCACAUAGCGGUCAGUGGCCCCGCCCUGAACUUGCACCAGACAUUCAUGAAAAAGCUGCACAUGUCUCUGGAGGAGUGCAGCCUGGAGAACUGCAGUGUGAUCCUGGUCUUCUGUCCCGUCGUCACUCGGAUGGGGACGGACAUGGACGCAGGUGUGAAAAAUGUUCCAGAUGACAAACCCGUCAUUCUGGUGCUCAUGCACCACAGUUACAACCCAGACCACGUUGAUGACAUUCCGAUCACACCACCCAGGAGCAACAUGGUGAAAGUGGUCCAGUGUGUUUUCCAUGAGACAGUUGGACUUCUGGAGUGUGAAUUGAAUGAACGAACAGUGAGAGCAGUGAGAGCUGAGUUGCAACAAUUCCAGACAAACACUGUAGUGGCCGGAGAUGUAGGAGUACUCUCUCUGCCGGACCUAACCACAGCAUUAAACACUGGAGACGAACAGCAGCCUUCUGACAACACAGAGACACCUGGUCAUUUGGGAUUUGUUUUGGCCUCCGAGGGGUUUACCUCUGGAAAACACAGCUGGGAGGUGGAGGUGGGGGACAGUCCUUCCUGGGCUGUAGGGGUGUUGGAAGAGCCCAUAAACAAGGAGAGGAAGAUCACUUUCAGACCAGACAGCGGUUUCUGGGCGUUAAUGUUGAAGAAUGGAGAGUAUCAAGCUGGAUACAGCAGGCUUGAGGUCAAGAAGAAACCUGAGAAGAUCGGAGUAGAGCUGGAUUAUGACAACAGACAGGUGUCCUUCUUCAACUCCACUGACAAGUCAUGCAUCAUCAGUUUAGAAAACAAAUGCAGUGAGAAACUCUUUCCAUUUGUCUGUCCUUGGAUAACUGGUACUGAACAAAACCACGAAGGCCUGCAGAUCUCCAUAUUAAAGGUAAAAUUUCUGACUGAAAAAAUCUGGAGCUUUCUCAACAUACCUUGGCCAAAGUGGCCCAGCAUCAACACCACCUCAAAACCAGCUCCAGUUAAAGUCCACAUAGCGGUCAGUGGCCCCGCCCUGAACUCGCACCAGACAUUCAUGAAAAAGCUGGACAUGUCUCUGGAGGAGUGCAGCCUGGAGAACUGCAGUGUGAUCCUGAUCUUCUGUCCCGUUGUCACUCGGAUGGGGACGGACAUGGACGCAGGUGUGAAAAAUGUUCCAGAUGACAAACCCGUCAUUCUGGUGAUCAUGCACCACAGUUACAACCCAGACUACACUGAUGACAUUCCGAUCACAGCACCCAGGAGCAACGUGGUGAAAGUGGUCCAGUGUGUUUUCCAUGAGACAGUUGGACUUCUGGAGUGUGAAUUGAAUGAACGAACAGUGAGAGCAGUGAGAGCUGAGUUGCAACAAUUCCAGACAAACACUGUAGUGGCCGGAGAUGUAGGAGGACUCUCUCUGCCGGACCUAACCACAGCACUAAACACUGGAGACAAACAGCAGCCUUCUGACAACACAGAGACGCCUGGUCAUUUGGGAUUUGUUUUGGCCUCCGAGGGGUUUACCUCUGGAAAACACAGCUGGGAGGUGGAGGUGGGGGACAGUCCUUCCUGGGCUGUAGGGGUGUUGGAAGAGCCCAUAAACAAGGAGAGGAAGAUCACUUUCAGACCAGACAGCGGUUUCUGGGCGUUAAUGUUGAAGAAUGGAGAGUAUCAAGCUGGAUACAGCAGGCUUGAGGUCAAGAAGAAACCUGAGAAGAUCGGAGUAGAGCUGGAUUAUGACAACAGACAGGUGUCCUUCUUCAACUCCACUGACAAGUCAUGCAUCAUCAGUUUAGAAAACAAAUGCAGUGAGAAACUCUUUCCAUUUGUCUGUCCUUGGAUAACUGGUACUGAACAAAACCACGAAGGCCUGCAGAUCUCCAUAUUAAAGGUAAAAUUUCUGACUGAAAAAAUCUGGAGCUUUUUCAGCAUACCUUGGCCAAAGUUGCCCAGCAUCAACACCACCUCGAAACCAGCUCCAGGGCAAAAUAUUUUCAACUUCUCCAGCAUCAACACUGUCCCAAAACCAACUCCUCCAAUUAAAGUCCACAUAGCGGUCAGUGGCCCCGCCCUGAACUCGCACCAGACAUUCAUGAAAAAGCUGGACAUGUCUCUGGAGGAGUGCAGCCUGGAGAACUGCAGUGUGAUCCUGGUCUUCUGUCCCGUCGUCACUCAGAUGUGGACGGACAUGGACACAGGUGUGAAAAAUGUUCCAGAUGACAAACCCAUCAUUCUGGUGCUCCUGCACUACAGUUACAACCCAGACCACAUUGAUGACAUUCCGAUCACACCACCCAGGAGCAACGUGGUGAAAGUGGUCCAGUGUGUUUUCCAUGAGACAGUUGGACUUCUGGAGUGUGAACUGAAUGAACGAGCAGUGAGAGCAGUGAGAGCUGAGUUGAAACGCUUGCAGACAGCCAGUGUAGUGGCCAGACAUGUAGGAGGUACUUUGGCACCACCACCUAGUCAAACACACCCUUAAAUAAAAUGAAGUGGCUCCAUUAUAUUUAUUCAUUUAGCUGAUGCUUCACUCCAGAGCAACUUCCAAUCAACAUUGUGUAGUUUCAUCCCACAUCUGUUCCCUCAAAGUGACUUAUAAUGCUAGAUAUACUACUCACAAUGAGUCACUCAUUUAUG